Messenger RNA from Colletotrichum aenigma, 2619 nucleotides. Its product is annotated as Aminopeptidase 2. NCBI's taxonomy places the organism in Eukaryota, Fungi, Ascomycota, Sordariomycetes, Glomerellales, Glomerellaceae. Bases 1 to 2619 code for a protein of 872 amino acids. The record is from RefSeq and is a predicted model, not a curated record. The transcript has 2 exons. Gene Ontology annotation, molecular function: peptide binding; zinc ion binding; metalloaminopeptidase activity. Gene Ontology annotation, biological process: proteolysis; peptide catabolic process. Gene Ontology annotation, cellular component: cytoplasm.
AUGUGCAGGCACGGAGAAGCUGCCGGCGCAGGCACGCUGAACUACCCCAGAGAGCAGCUGCCCACCAACGUCGUCCCGCGCCACUAUGAUCUGACCCUCGAGCCCAACUUUGAGACGCUCAAAUUCGACGGUCACGUCAAGAUCGACUUUGACGUUGCCCAAGACUCAAACACCGUGUCCCUGAAUACUCUCGACAUUGAAGUCAAGCAUGCCGCCCUGUCUCUGUCGGCCGAAGGCCAGCAAAAGAGCCUCAGCGACCCGGUCAUCACCUACGACGAGCCCAAGCAGACCCACACCUUCGAGUUCAAGGACCGUCUUACAAAGGGCGCCAAGGGUACUCUCGAAAUCAAGUUCGUUGGUGAACUGAACGACAAGAUGGCUGGCUUCUACCGCUCAUACUACCCCAAGCCUGACGGCUCCAAGGGCAUUCUAGCUACCAGUCAGAUGGAACCUACCGAUGCUCGUCGGGCAUUCCCCUGCUUUGACGAACCUGCGCUCAAGGCAGAGUUUACCGUCACCCUUGUUGCCGACAAGAACCUGACGUGCCUGUCCAACAUGGACGUUGCCGAAGAGAAGGAGCUGCCCGCGGGAAAGAAGGCCGUUCGCUUCAACAAGUCCCCCGUCAUGUCGACCUACCUCGUUGCCUUCAUCGUCGGAGAACUCAACUACAUUGAGAACAAUGACUUCCGGGUGCCUCUUCGAGUCUACGCGCCUCCCUCCGAGGAUAUUGAGCGAGGACGCUACGCACUGGAGAUUGGUGUCAAGGCUUUGGAGUUUUACGAGAAGGCGUUCGGUCUCCCCUACCCCUUGCCGAAACUCGACCAAGUUGCCAUUCCCGACUUUGCCGCUGGAGCCAUGGAAAACUGGGGUCUCGUUACCUACCGUACUGUCGAGGUCCUUUUCGAUGACAAGACGAGCGGUGCCGCAGCCAAAGAGCGUGUCUCAACCGUCAUCACCCAUGAGAUUGCUCACCAGUGGUUCGGAAAUAUUGUGUCUCCCGACUGGUGGCACGCUUUGUGGCUGAACGAGGGAUUCGCCGAGUUUGCAUCUCGCUACUCUCUGAACGCGUUCUUCCCUGAGUGGAAGCUCAAGGAGUCUUUCGUCAGGGAGGAUCUUCAAGCGGCCCUUGGCCUCGAUGGCCUCAGGAGCAGCCACCCCAUCGAAGUUCCCGUCCACAAGGCCGAGGAGAUUAAUGAAAUCUUUGACAGCAUCAGCUACGCCAAGGGCUCCUGCGUCGUUCACAUGAUUUCAGCCUUCCUGGGCGAGGAUGUCUUCAUGGAGGGCGUCCGUAAGUAUCUCAAGCGACACGCGUGGGGAAAUGCCACGACAAACGACCUGUGGCAAGCUCUCAGUGAAGCCAGCGGCAAGGAUGUCGGUUCCAUCAUGAACAUCUGGACCCAGAAUGUUGGUUACCCUGUCGUUUCCGUUACCGAGACGGGCAACUCGAUCAGCGUGGAGCAGCACCGUUUCCUAACUACCGGAGAUGUCAAGCCCGAGGAGGACAAGGUCCUCUAUCCCAUUUCUCUCAAUGUCCGCACCAAGGGCGGUGUUGACAAGGACUUGAUGCUCACGACCCGCGACGCCAAAUUCGAGGUCGCGGACGCCGACUUCUUCAAGAUUAACGCCGACUCCACCGGAUUCUACCGCACAAAGUACGGCAUUGACAGACUCGAGAAGCUUGGCAAUGCUGCUGAGCUUCUCUCCGUCCAAGACAGAGUUGGCAUCGUGGCUGACACCAGUGCGCUGGCUACUUCGGGUUACCAGAAGACGUCUUCUUGCCUGGGUCUGUUCAAGGCUCUGAGCAACGCCGGCGAGGCAGAGUACCUGGUUUGGGACCAGAUUCUCACUCGCCUUGGGUCCAUCAAGAUGGCAUGGAUCGAGGAUGAGGAGGUUGUCGACAAGUUGACCGAGUUCCAGCGCAACAUUGUCAGCGGCAUGGCCCACAAGCUAGGCUGGAAGUUUUCCAGCGCUGACGGCCACGUCGAGCAACAGUACAAGGCCCUCAUGUUUGGUGCGGCCGGUAUGGCCGGCGACGAGAAGGUUCUUGCCGCGGCGCGGGAGAUGUUUGAGAAGUUUGCGGCUGGAGACAGGACCGCCAUUCACCCGAACAUCAGAAGCUCCGCGUUCUCCAUCGUGCUGAAGUACGGUGGCGAGAAGGAGUACGAUGCCGUACUCAAGUACUACGAGACCGCUGAGACGAGCGACGAACGCAACAGCGCCCUGCGCACGUUGGGACAGGCUCGUGACCCUAAGCUCAGACAACGUACUUUGGAUAUGCUGCUGAGCGGCAAGAUCCGCGAUCAGGAUGUGUACAUCCCCAUCGGCAGCCUGCGGUCUAGCAAGAGUGGCAUCGAGGCUCUGUUCGACUGGAUGCAGACGAGGUGGGACGAGAUCUACACCAAGUUCCCUGCCCAGUCUUCCAUGAUCGGUAGUAUCGUUAGCUACUGCACCAGUGGCCUCACAAAGCAAGAGCAGCUGGACCAAGUCGACAAGUUCUUUGCCGCAAAGGACAAGAAGGGUUACGUUCGAGCGCUGUCGCAGUCUACCGAUUCCAUCAAGGCCAAGAUUGCAUGGACCGCCCGUGACACGGAGGAUUUGCGCAAGUUCUUGGGUAUCUAG